Ziziphus jujuba (common jujube) is the source of this 1939-nucleotide messenger RNA. Its product is annotated as anthocyanidin 3-O-glucosyltransferase 5. The coding region runs from base 175 to 1617 and encodes 480 amino acids. The record is from RefSeq and is a predicted model, not a curated record. Gene Ontology annotation, molecular function: UDP-glycosyltransferase activity. NCBI's taxonomy places the organism in Eukaryota, Viridiplantae, Streptophyta, Magnoliopsida, Rosales, Rhamnaceae. The transcript has a single exon.
UAUAUAUAUAUGUGUGUGUGUGUGUGUUCUUCAAGACAGAGGCAUUGAAGGCGGUUCAUCAAAUAAACAUAAAAAGGGCUCAUUAUAGAUAGACAUAUUGCUACCCACUUAAAACACAUUUCCAUUUCAUUAUUUAUUUCCUGUCCUUUUCUUAUCGGGUCUUUGGUUGAAAGCAUGCAGAGCUCUAAACCACACGCAGCUCUCCUCUCAAGCCCAGGUAUGGGCCAUCUUAUCCCCGUACUCCAACUCGGUAAACUCCUCGUCACCCAGCACAACUUUACCGUCACCAUCUUCGUCGUCGCUUCUCAUACUUCCGGCGGUGAGUGGGAAGUUCUCAGAUCCUCCAUGACUUCACCAUUCUGCGACAUCGUCGAACUGCCUCCGGUUGACAUCUCAGGCCUCAUCCAUCCCGGUGCCGCUGUCGUUACCGUGAUCUCUGUAAUGAUGCGCGAAUCCAAACCGGCCCUCCGGUCCGCCAUCUCCGCCAUGAAGCUGCCACCGACUUUACUCAUCGACGACCUUUUCGGGACUGAAUCUUUAGAAAUCGCCAAUGAAUUGGGGAUUCCGAAGUACGUUUACAUGGCUUCCAACGCCUGGUUUCUGGCUCUGACUUUAUAUGUUCCGACUCUGGAUAAGUUGGUCGAAGGAGAGUAUGUAGAGCAAACGGAGUCGUUUCGUGUUCCGGGUUGCAGACCGGUAAAACCCGAAGUAGUGGUGGAUCCGAUGUUGGACCGAACCGAUCAGCAAUACAGUGAAUACCUACGCAUAGGGAUCGAAUUCCCGAAAGCGGAUGGCAUUUUGGUAAAUACAUGGGAAGAAUUACAGCCUCAAGCACUCGCAGCACUGAGAGACGUGAAGCUUCUCGGAGGUUUAGCCAAAAACCAUCCAAUUUAUCCGGUUGGACCAUUAACGAGGCCGGUCGGAUCACCAAGUUCGCGAACUAACAAGCAACUGUUUGGAUGGCUAGAGAAACAACCUCAUGAAUCGGUGUUGUUUGUUUCAUUCGGAAGCGGUGGGACAUUGUCGUACGAGCAAAUGAAUGAGGUGGCUUGGGGUAUAGAAUUGAGCCAGCAGAGAUUCGUUUGGGUAGUGCGCACACCCACCGUGACAAAUAGAGACGCGGCUUUUUUCACCUCAGGGACGGGAGCUGAUGAUGAUGGUCCGUCGAAUUACCUACCGGAAGGAUUCGUGGACCGAACCCGUGAAAUGGGCCUGCUGGUUCCGGUUUGGGCUCCUCAGGUGGACAUCCUCAGCCACCCAUCUGUGGGUGGGUUUUUGAGUCACUGCGGUUGGAAUUCAACACUCGAGAGUAUCACAAAUGGAGUGCCGAUGAUUACAUGGCCACUGUAUGCAGAGCAGAGAAUGAAUGCCACUUUGCUUAGGGAAGAGCUCGGCGUGGCGGUGGGACCCGAGGCAUUGCCGUCGAAGAAAUUAGUUGGGAGGGAUGAAAUAGCGAAGCUGGUGAGGAAGAUAAUGGUGGAUGAAGAAGGAUUUGGAAUAAGGGCUAAAGUGAAGGAGUUAAAACGAAGUGCAGAGAAAGCUUUGUCCAAAGGUGAUUCAUCUCAUCGUGCACUGUCGCUAUUUGCUGAAGUUUGUGAGGUUCAACAGAAUGCCUGAAAUUUGGUGGAUUGCUAUUAGUUCUGCGGGGUUUCCAAUCAUGAAUGUCUUCUUAUAAAUAAAUUUUUUGUUGUUGUUGUUUUUCACGCUGCUUGCUGAAGUUUUUGAGGUUAAAGAGAAUGCCUGAAAUUUGGUGGAUUGCUAUUAGUUCUUUCACGUUUCCGAUCAUUAUCUCUUAUAGAUAAUUUUUUUUCUUUUCUAUUAUUCGAAAUGUGGUGGUUGGCUUAUAGAUUCAUUUGGUAGUAAAGAUUGUAUAAUAUUAAUUUUGUUAUAUUGUAUUAAACUGGAUGGUAUUGUAUUAUAUAUAUAUGGUUGCACUGUA